This is a messenger RNA of Synchytrium microbalum, 1479 nucleotides long. RefSeq lists its product as uncharacterized. Gene Ontology annotation, biological process: proteolysis. Gene Ontology annotation, molecular function: serine-type carboxypeptidase activity. Bases 1 to 1479 code for a protein of 492 amino acids. Gene Ontology annotation, cellular component: fungal-type vacuole. The record is from RefSeq and is a predicted model, not a curated record. Lineage: Eukaryota; Fungi; Chytridiomycota; Chytridiomycetes; Synchytriales; Synchytriaceae. The transcript is spliced from 9 exons.
AUGAGAGUCUUACGCGAUCUUGCACUAACUGUGUCUGCAUUCACGGUAGCAAAUGCUCUACCAAAUCAAAUCCCUAUCUCGCCUAUUCCACAAGCAGUGGAAUAUCAGGUGCUAAAACACGAAGCGUUUCCUGAUUACCAGUUGCGUGUUCACCACGUAGCAAAGGGAACCAAAGCUGUCUGUGACAAUGUCGAACAAAUCUAUGGAUAUUUCGACGUGACGGGAUCCAGACAUUUAUUCUUUUGGUUAUUUGAAUCAAGAUCCAAUCCUGAAGCGGAUGAUUUCGUAUAUUGGACUAAUGGUGGACCAGGAAGUUCCAGUGUUUCAAAUGGUCUGUUGAUGGAGUUGGGGCCGUGUAGAGUGAAUCCCGGAGGGAAGACAACGACACCCUUUGAAUACUCUUGGAAUCAGAAAGCCACUGUCUUGUUUGUGGAUCACCCUGCUGGAGUGGGAUUCAGCUAUUCUGAUAAUAUCCUGACUACGCCUUACUCUUCAAUGAUUGCUGCCUCUGAUAUAUACGGUUUACUUCAAUUAUUGUUUGUCUACUUCCCAAAAUACGCCAAAUUGCCCUUCCAUGCUACGGGAGAGAGUUAUGCUGGUCAUUACAUUCCCGCUAUCGGCAUUACCAUCUUCAACAACAACCGUGAUGCUAAAGGACCAGUGAACAUUAAUCUCAAGUCCAUCGCUAUUGGAAACGGCUGGACUGAUCCACGCGAACAGUUCGUGGGAUACGCUGAAAUGGCUUGUGAUGGCAAAUAUGCCCCAUUGGUAUCAGACGAAUCAUGUGAUAGCAUGUAUGGCUCCUUAACCCGAUGCCGUCAAUUAAUGGAUCUUUGCUACCGUUUCCCUGGUGCUUCCAGUGUCACUUGUCUUCCGGCCAAUUUAUAUUGUGAACGACAAUUGAAUGGGCCUUAUGAUGCUACCGGACGUAACCCUUACGAUGUGAGAAUGGUGUGUGGAGGAGAUAAUGAUGAUCCUUGUUAUCCACAAGAGAAGGAUAUCGAGUUCUGGCUCGAUUUGCCAUCCACACAAGCAUACCUUGGAGUGAACAGAUCCUUUGUUCCUGGCUCUGAAACUGUGGCUGGACUGUUCUCGCUUAGUGGUGACCAAGGGAAACCAUUCGUCAAAGAAAUCCAAGAACUCCUCUUGAACGAUAUCUCUGUAUUAAUUUACGUUGGUGAUGCCGAUUGGAUUUGUAAUGCUCCUUCCCAAGUGCUUUGGAUGCGACGCGCGUUUGUUGGAUUCCUUGAUGCGAAGGAAAUCCCAUGGAAGUCGUCCAUCACUGGGAGAGAUGCUGGAUUUUACAAACUUGUGCCAAAAUUGAAGCUGGCAUAUGUUAAUAUUUAUGAGUCUGGGCACUUUGUUCCAACCGAUCAACCGGAACAUGGUGUCGAAAUGCUAAAUGAAUGGUUGGAUAUGGUAAAAAAGACUAGUCAAAUGUCAGAAUUCGAUGGUAAAUUUCUGGGUAAAGUUCUUUGA